Durotheca rogersii is the source of this 1845-nucleotide messenger RNA. Its product is annotated as prolyl-tRNA synthetase. The record is from RefSeq and is a predicted model, not a curated record. Gene Ontology annotation, molecular function: proline-tRNA ligase activity; ATP binding. Gene Ontology annotation, biological process: prolyl-tRNA aminoacylation. Gene Ontology annotation, cellular component: mitochondrion; cytoplasm. The transcript has 6 exons. The coding region runs from base 1 to 1845 and encodes 614 amino acids. Lineage: Eukaryota; Fungi; Ascomycota; Sordariomycetes; Xylariales; Xylariaceae.
AUGAUGCGCCUGUCACGUAUCCGAGGGAGACGACAUCCCCCCAUAUUCCAGCUUCUGAGAGCCGAGAGCACGCUGGCCCCGGAGUUUGACGGGCCAACAACCUCUCCAUUCACUCGCCGGUCCCGGUUCUGGACACCUGUGGUGGGGAUGGCUUGCCCUAAAGAUGAGGAUUUUCAUAGUCUGUUAAUUCGCGCCGGCUACCUUCGUCAGUCCCAAUCGGGGAUAUUCCAUAUGCUGCCUCUAGGCCUGAGGGUAGAGAAAAAGCUAGAACGGUUGAUAGACAAACAUAUGGCGAUGAUCGGUGCGAGCAAGAUUUCCCUAUCGUCGAUCUCAUCCCAAGCACUAUGGGAAACAACGGGUCGACUCGAAGGCUAUGGUCCGGAGUUAUUUCGGUUUACCGACAGGAAAAAUUACCCCUACUUACUUGCACCCACCCACGAGGAAGAGAUUACUGCGCUUGUAGCGAAGACCGUUCAAUCCUAUAAGGAUCUCCCCUUGAAGCUCUACCAGAUCGGUCGCAAGUACCGCGACGAGAUCCGCCCGCGCUACGGGCUGCUGCGGUCUAGGGAGUUCGUCAUGAAGGAUCUUUACACCUUUGACUAUUCCGUCAAAACCGCCCUCAGGACGUAUGCAGAGGUGGGAGCCGCGUAUUCUCGACUCUUCCGAGAGUUAAAGCUGCCCGUCUUAGUUGCCGAGGCGAGUUCCGGUGAUAUCGGGGGGGAUCUGAGCCACGAGUAUCACCUCCCCACUGCGAUCGGGGACGAUGCCGUAGUGAGUUGUAGCAGCUGCGACUAUGUUGCCAACGAGGAGCUCGCUACUACGCGCCCACUGCCCCCCCUGUCCGCUUCUUCUGUGAACCCAUCGCUAGACCUCUCAUCCGCCUAUGUUUGGCGCGGCAUCUCCAAGGACAGGUCGAUCUUGGUGAAUGUCUGGUGUCCCGCGUCGUUCUCAUGUGAUGACGUUAAUAUGUACGCCAUCAAGUCAGUUCUUCCCGAACUCGACUCUAGCCUCAACGACUCGGUGUCAUUCUGGCAUUCUGACGGCUACAAAACCAAGACCUCCGGCUCGAGAAUGCCAGUAAAACUGGUCAACCUUGUGGACCACAGAUUCGGCUCCCGUUUCGCCGAUAUCGUCAUGGACGGUUCGAAUCGAAAAUCGCUACUACCGGAAAGCAGCGAUCUCGACACCGACUCCCUCACUGUCGAGUGCAUAACCUCGACGGCCCAAGGCAGGCCUCUCAAUCUUAUCCGCAUCCGCGACGACGACUACUGCCCGCGCUGCGAUUUCGGGAAGCUUAGGAUCCAGAAGGCAAUCGAGCUCGGGCACACGUUCCACCUGGGGACGCGGUACUCGGCGCAGCUCGAGGCACUGACACGGCUGCCGAGUGACCUUGUCAAGGAGAAGGGCAGCCACCGCGGUUCGACGAUGAUGCCGCUGGAGAUGGGAUGCUACGGGAUCGGGCUGUCGCGCAUCGUCGGGGCGGCGGCGGACUACCUGGCAGAUGAGAGGGGGCUCAAUUGGCCGCGGGCGAUCGCGCCGUUCGAGGCGGUCGUGAUCGCGACGCCGGAAAACGAGGGGGACGCAGCCACUGUCGCGCAGACCCUGGCCGCGGGCCUGGGCGGUCGGCACCCUCUCAUCGACGUCUUGCUCGAUGACCGCCAUGAAACGAUUCCCUGGAGACUCAACGACGCGGACAUCAUCGGCUACCCCGUCGUCGUCGUUCUCGGCAGGAACUGGGUCAAGGGGCGCGUCUGCGAGGUCCAGUGCCGCAGGCUCGACCGCAAGGAGGACGUCCCGGUCACUGACGUGCCCGCCCACGUCACUAGGCUCCUCGCUCACCUAUAA